Messenger RNA from Brienomyrus brachyistius, 5426 nucleotides. It is a transcript of the gene sarm1, whose product is annotated as sterile alpha and TIR motif containing 1. Gene Ontology annotation, biological process: negative regulation of MyD88-independent toll-like receptor signaling pathway; response to axon injury; signal transduction. The coding region runs from base 1218 to 3344 and encodes 708 amino acids. The record is from RefSeq and is a predicted model, not a curated record. Lineage: Eukaryota; Metazoa; Chordata; Actinopteri; Osteoglossiformes; Mormyridae. The transcript is spliced from 8 exons. Gene Ontology annotation, molecular function: protein binding; NAD+ nucleosidase activity; signaling adaptor activity. Gene Ontology annotation, cellular component: dendrite.
ACUCCAGUCCAUCAUUAAAAAUCCAAAUGGAUCCAUAUUCUCCAAAGUUCAUGGCUUUGAAAAGGUCUUAAUGAUCUGCUGAAAACACCACAAAUGAUGUUUAAAAAAUGUAAUUCCUACAAAGUGAAACCGAAAUGUACACAAAUAACUUUAAAUUAAAGUGCGGAAUGUGCACUUUAAUCAUGUUUGAAUUGUUUGAUUUGAAGUUUUAAACUCUGGAGCAGAGUGGUAAAUGAAGGAAAAUGUGUCUUUGUCCCAAACAUUCUGGAGGGUACUGUAUUUAUGAACAGGCAAUAUAAGUGUAUACUAAGAAACUGAGUAUGUAAGUAUGGCAUACGUGUAUAUCCCAUGCACGGUGUGAAUAAGGUCCCCACGUAUAGCUUUAAUGCUGAGGAUUCUCGCAUUUUCUGCGCUGGACAUUUUACGCAGGAUCGUGAUGAUAUGGUGACUCUGAUCCUGCUCUUAUAUUUCUUAGCCCAUCUCUACCGGCAGGGGGCGUAGCAGCGUCGCCCAGCUUGCGUCGAGUGGAUGGGCGGUCGUUUAGCCGGAGAUGCUGGGAGCGGCGUGACGGAGACGAUGGGCAGGGAUACAGUGAGAUAACGCGCUUUCUUUGUUUUAUACUCGUGGUCUUUGAUGUUUAUUAAGCUUCGUCGUUGUGGGGGGAGAAUAUCGCCUCGCGUUUUAUGUUUUGAUGCGAUAUUGAUUGUAAUUAACAUACUGACUGCCAGCCGCUGGGCGCCGGCCGAAAGCAUCGCUUAGCGUCUUGACAGCUAUGGUACCCUGCUGCUCCGGCCAGAAACCAGUUUUACAGGCGGUGCAGGUUCUGCGAAAGUAACGGAGCAUUAAUCCACGUCUCUAGGCCCUGGACAAAGGCAGGAGAAAGCUGUGCCUCUCCGGUUAAUCGUGUAAAACCAUUUCGGCAACUGAAACCCCCCCUUCUCCGGGGCUGUUUUACUGACCUGAUCUGGGAUAUGUUCGGAUUGCCAUAUUUAUUAUAACAUUUACCACAUAGACAAUUACAGCCUGGUUCAGGAGCCUCAUUCAAAUAAACUCGCGCGUGCACAUAAAUAUUUAUGUAUGUGCUUCCUUAAAAUGCACGCGAUUUAUCUUCGAAUAAAUCACUAUAUUUUAGCACUUGUUUAAAGAUUAAACAAUAAUAAUAUUAUUAUAGUCAUAAUAAAGUGAUUCUUUAGGGAUUUUAAGAAAGUAUUCUGUGAAUGCUCCUUUCACUUGUCGUCCACCUUCGCGAGCUGUACAGGUAUUUCGCGAUGUUCAGCUGUCACAGAGUGACGGAGUGCCUCCACUGGCUCCGGCCCGGGGGGACUGGUUCUGGCUCCAAAACGCCGUCCGGCAUUUCCCUCAGGGUUCAGGCGGAGCUGGACAGCUCCUUGCCGGCGCUCAGCGCAUCGAUCAGAACCCUGAAGUGUGCUACUGACUCCUGGGACACUGACGAGAUCUUGCGGGCUGUAGCGAGUGUCCUCCAGCUGGUAGAAGAAGCUUGGCUCCUGCCCACCAUCGGACGGCAGGUCGCCGAUGAAAUCUGCAAUAAAAUCCGCCUUGAUGGAGGCUUGGAGCUCAUUUUGCAGCUGAUUCAGUCACCGGAUAUAGAAAUCACGUACGCGGCUGCCAGGGUGCUUGAGCAAAUACUGGUUGCAGAGAACAGGGACUACAUGGCCAGGAUGGGCCUCGGGGUGAUCCUGAACCUGAGCCGCCAGCAGAGAGACCCCCAGCUGGUUCACAGUGUGUCUGGCAUCCUGGAGCACAUGUUCAAGCACUCGGAGGAGACAUCCUGCCAGCUCAUCGAUAACGGGGCACUGGACGCCUUGCUGUUUUGGUGCCGGGGCACGGAUUCCCGGGUUCUGCGUCACUGCGCUGUGGCACUGGCUAAUUGCGCCAUGUACGGCGGGCACAGUUGUCAGCGUCUUAUGAUCGAGAAGCAAGCAGCGGAGUGGCUUUUCCCACUGGCGUUCUCUGAGGAGGACAAGCUGAUCCGGUUCCAUGCCUGCCUGGCAGUGGCCCUCCUGGCAGCCAACCGGGAGUUGGAGAAGGAGGUGGUGCGCUCGGGGACACUGGAGCUUGUGGAGCCCUUCAUCUCAUCACUGGACCCUGAUAAAUUUGCCCAGGCCCUGCAGGACAGUGCCGACUGCAUGCAGGGCCGUACCGCCGCUGACCUGCAGCACCUGCUCCCCCUGCUGGACGGAACCCGAGCUGAGGGGAAGUGCAUCGCAGCCUUCUACCUCUGCGUGGAAAGCAGCAUUAAAUCACACCAGGGCAACACCAAGAUAUUCCACGAGAUUGGCGCGGUGCAGAGCCUGAAGCGCAUCGUCAUGUACUCGGGAAAUGGCACUGCCAGGCGCCUGGCCACACGGGCACUCGCCAUGAUGUCUGAGGAUGUCCCGCGCCGCGUCCUUCCCUCAGUGGCCAACUGGAAGAGCGGUGAAGUACAGAAGUGGCUGAAGCAGAUCGGCUUCAGCGCCUACUGUGAGCGCUUCCAGGAGCUCCAAGUGGAUGGAGACCUGCUUCUCAACAUCACGGAUCAUGAUCUCUGCCAUGACCUGGGCAUGUCACAAUGCCUGGCUCGCAAGAGGUUCGUCAGAGAACUUCGAGUCCUGAAAACCUAUGCCGACUAUUCGAUGUGUGACCCCAACAACCUGGCGGACUGGCUGGCCACCGUGGACCCGGCUUUCCGGCAGUACACCUACAGUCUGGUCCAGUCCAGGGUGGACCGCCAGAACCUGCUCCAGAUCACAGACCAGCAGCUUGAGUCUGAUUGCCAUGUAGCAAACGGCAUCCACCGGGCCAAGAUUUUAUCUGCGACCAGACGCUUCUCCAAGCCAAGCCUUGUUGAUUCUGGGCCAGACGGCCCAGAUGUCUUCAUCAGUUACAGGAGGACCACUGGCUCCCAACUGGCCAGCCUGCUGAAGGUACACCUACAGGUGCGAGGCUUCAGUGUUUUCAUUGAUGUGGAGAAACUGGAGGCGGGGAAGUUUGAGGAGAAGCUGAUUCAGAGCGUCCAGCGAGCAAGGAACUUCAUCCUGGUGCUGUCGGCCAAUGCGUUGGACAAGUGUAUGGGGGACGAGGCCAUGAAGGACUGGGUGCACAAGGAAAUCGUCACGGCGUUGAAUAGCCAGAAAAAUAUCGUUCCCGUCAUUGACAGCUUCGUGUUCCCUGAGCCUGGCACCUUGCCAGCUGACAUGAGGCCCAUUCUCAACUUCAAUGGCAUUCAGUGGUCUCAUGAGUAUCAGGAGGCGACCAUCGAGAAAAUCCUACGUUUCCUGAAGAGACCCACCAGCCAUGACCAGGUGGAUUGCCAGGAGAGCGUUCAGGAAUCACCAAGGCCUUAGUGUAGACUGGAUCCACCCUGGCAUCGUGUUCCCUGACUGCAUCGCUUGUGAUCCUGCCCUCUCUAGAUCUGCUCUGAACAUGCUCACCACUCUAAUCCCAGUAGGCCAGUCUCAUUGUGAAAUUUCUACUGGAGACUGGCAAACUUCACCCUUCUCUCAGGAACCUAAAGAUAGAAACCUUGUGCCUCUGAAACCCCCAAGCUGUAUAAAUAGUAGAGUUACUUGCCCUACCUUAUGUGCCCUAAUGUUAAAGGUCAUUUGCCUCUGAAUAUGUAUAUUGUGUCAGCAUGGUCAUCCAGUUCUACUCCUGAACUGCUGGGCAUAGGUGUGAUUUGUACCCCCCUCAAUGGUGCUGAAACUAACUAAUGGCAGACAUCCAUCCACAAUGAUACUGUAUAACAUUCAAAUAGGCUUCAGUCAUCCAAUAAGAAAACAGGAGACAUCUGAACUGAGAUUGGUGUUUGAUUCUAAAGUGAUAGAGUUCCUUGCCAAUAGGAAAAGGCCUCUUCACUAAAUCAGCCUGAUGUUGCACUUCUCAUGUUAAGCUGGACCUUAUACAGAUGUUCCACACUUUACCAUACUUACCAUAUUUUGACUUUAUUAACCAGUUUUAUUUUGCGUAGCGCAUUUUCACAACAUUACAUUGUCUUGAAGUGCUCUACAUUAUCCCUGCCCAAAGCCCCCAGUGAGCAAGCCAGUGGCAAGGAAGAACUCUCUAGAAGGAAGACACCUCAGGAAGAGCCAGACUCAAAGGGGGGGGGGGGGGGGGGCAUCCUCCAGGCCAGCACAGGAAGUCAAAUGAACAGGAUGGCAGAAUCCUAAUCUACACUGUCCAAAUUUUAAAAUUUGAAGUGAAUGCUGUAUGUAAGCUCCGGCAGAUAUGGCUGUGGCAGCAUAAGUAGGAGGGAGAGGCAGGUGGGAACGCAGGCAUGGGGAGUCCCUGUACAUCAGCACUCCAAUUCCACAAGGGGGCGUGAAGCGUGAGUGACAGACUGACAGUUCAACUCAUCCAAAGCCAAUGGCACCGAUCCCCAGCCAGCCCUGCACCUCAGUGUGGGCCGUGGAGUGAGUGGUUAGUUGUUAGAACCAGAACUGCAGGCCCUAUAAGCUGCACUUAUAGAGACUCUUCCACAGUUCUGUAAGAGAACGCUCUGCAGCCUGCCGUACUUCUUUAUACUCUAUGUACUAAUACUGUAGUUAUCCUGCUCCUAGGGAUCGAAGCAGGUUACAAUGGUGCAAUAGCGAUGCACAUGCCGUACUUUCUACUGAUGCUCGACAGUGACAUCAUCCAUCCAGCCACGUUGCCACACAGUGAGGGUAAACAUGUCAUGCAGUGUUCAGCGAUGUAUCAUACCGUGUUAUAUUCUGUUUAACCAAAUACUUACUUCAGUGACAGUAAUUAUUUAGUUAUAUCUGGCUUAUGAUAUAUUCAACUUAAAGCAGGUUCAUCAGAACCUAAACCCCAUUGUAAGUCGAGGAGCACCUGAACUGACACUGUACUAUGUACUAUAAUAUAUUACAUUACUAACUGCCCAUUCUCUCAGUGUAGAGGUAUAGGGUAAUAUGACAUCAGUAAUAAAAACAUCUCUAUAUUUAGCCUACUUUAGCUUACCGUUUAACCAUGAAUCCAAAUGCUGAACUGGUGGAUCUAACCUGCAUUGAUGUGAGCUUCAGAAUUGACCAGUGCUGUCAGAUGUUAGGAUGAGCUCUGGCAGCAAGCAUAAUAUGGUUUUGUUUGUUGGAAAUGUUAAAACGGCAUUAAAAUGUUCACACUGCAUGUGAGGGUGUGCAGUAUUUACCAGAUGCUUUAAGCACCAUCUCCCCUUGGCCACCCCAGCUGCUUAGAGCUGGUUGAUAACUCCGUCAAGUUUCUUGAAGCCACCUGACACUGAACCAGGCCUGACUGUGGUCAGGAGCAGCAUGGCGGUCAGCUGACUCUGGUUUUCAGGUUGUGCAUCUCUCAUGCUGAGGGCUGUUUCCAUCCAUCCAUCCAUCCAUACCUUUGCCUUAAUAUACAUUAGAUGUAUUCAGACAGAAACCAGCAUGCUGAACUCCUAAAUAAAAAAAAUGCCAACACAGAAU